UGAGUAAUUAUAUUCAAAGUUUUGAUCAGGAAGAUUUUUGCGAGAAAGCUAGAGUACAUCAUUCAAGUCAAUUUUGGCGCUGAAAAUGUGGAUAAAUCUUCUGUUAUUGCAAUCAAGAGGAUUCCUCCCCCACUUUUUACCAAAAAAUAUAUGCAGCUAUAGAAAAAAAUUUACGUAGUUGAAUGCUCACGGGGCCACUGCGUUUCUUUUUUGGUCGUCAACUUACAAACGUACGGAAAAGGCUCUUUGAACUUUUUGCGAGUUGUUCAGAGCAGCUUCACCCUUGCAAUGUUUAUAUAGAAAAUAAUGCAGCACUUGUCAUCAGAACUGCUUGCUGUAAAAAUAAGUCUUGAUUUUCUUCUAAUGUUGAAGGUCGCGCUCAGGCAAGCAACUCCAACGAGAUUUCCAAGACGAAAUGGUAAUACAAUUUUUGUCUAUUGCUUAACACUGAUUCUCAUGAAGAAUAUUUUAGCAGUACUAUAGCGUGUCAAAUAUUCCACAAUUUGUCGAUAUUGAACAAUUAGAAAAGAUUUUGAAAAAAUAUUUCAAUCAUCAAGUCGAAAUCGAAGCUGGUACGAAUAUAUUAGAUGAUCCAAGCGGAGUUGCGUAUUUGAGACUCACAGAAAUUCCGUAUCUAUUACAUAUUUUAGAAAAGACAUUGAAAACGGUCCGUCCACUCAAAUUUGAAAAAAUAUUAGCUCAAGGCGAUAAAGAAUUAACAAAAUUUACGUAA
Didymodactylos carnosus is the source of this 733-nucleotide messenger RNA. The record is from the annotation of a GenBank genome assembly. NCBI's taxonomy places the organism in Eukaryota, Metazoa, Rotifera, Eurotatoria, Philodinida, Philodinidae.